AUGAUGCCCUUUACCUCUCUUCAAGAGGUCGAAACCGCCAUUGGCCGAUCUCUCACCCGGGCUGAAACUUUAUGGUUUAAUUACACGGCCAACAAGUCAGAUUACGUCCUCUACUGCCACAACAUUCCGUUAGUAUUUCUCCUAUCAACUCUACCACCUUUAUUCUACUUAGUUAUGGAACUCAUAUUUCCCAAUUACGUCGCUUCUUACAAACUUCAACCCAAGAUUAAGUUUUCGUUAUACGAUAAGUUCACAUGUUACUUGGGUGUAAUGAAAACACUCUUACUCACCGUUGUACCCAUGCUACUUGCCUCUUAUCCUUUGAUGAAAAUGAUUGGUAUUAGAACAAGCUUGCCCUUACCAUCAUCAAUGGAGGUUAUAUCUCAACUGAUCAUGUACUUUAUUAUUGACGAUUACGCUAAUUAUUGGAUUCAUAGACUUUGUCAUUUGAAAUGGAUGUAUGAGAAUAUCCAUAAGGUUCAUCACGAAUACUCAGCACCUAUGGGGUUUGCUACUUUGCAUGCCCAUUGGAUGGACGUAAUAUUGUUCGGGAUUCCAUCUUUUCUUGGUCCUGCACUUGUCCCAGGACAUAUGAUUACACUCUUUUUGUGGCUUGCCUUAAGAGAGAUUGAGUCCGUUGAGAAUCAUAGUGGGUAG
This is a messenger RNA of Helianthus annuus (common sunflower), 657 nucleotides long. RefSeq names its product methylsterol monooxygenase 1-1-like. Lineage: Eukaryota; Viridiplantae; Streptophyta; Magnoliopsida; Asterales; Asteraceae. The transcript is spliced from 2 exons. Gene Ontology annotation, biological process: sterol biosynthetic process. Gene Ontology annotation, molecular function: iron ion binding; C-4 methylsterol oxidase activity. The record is from RefSeq and is a predicted model, not a curated record. The coding region runs from base 1 to 657 and encodes 218 amino acids.